Messenger RNA from Amblyraja radiata (thorny skate), 588 nucleotides. RefSeq names its product Sjoegren syndrome nuclear autoantigen 1 homolog. The transcript is spliced from 3 exons. Bases 77 to 409 code for a protein of 110 amino acids. Gene Ontology annotation, cellular component: ciliary basal body; centrosome. The record is from RefSeq and is a predicted model, not a curated record. Lineage: Eukaryota; Metazoa; Chordata; Chondrichthyes; Rajiformes; Rajidae.
CGCGGGAUGAUGACGAUGGGCCGGCCGGGCAGGCGGUUGCUAGGUGACGGCGGGCGGGAGGAAGGAGGAGGCCGCCAUGACACAACAGGGCGCCGCGCUCCAGAGCUACAACAACGAGCUGGUGAAAUGUAUUGAGGAAUUGUGUACGAAGAGAGAAGAGCUGAACCAGCAAAUUCUCCAGGAAGAGGAGGAGAAGAACAGGCUGCAGAACGACAUCCGGCUUUUGACAGAGAAACUUGCAAAGGUGAACGAGAGCCUGGCACGCAAGAUGGCCACCCGAAACGAAUUUGACAGAACGAUCGCAGAGACAGAAGCUGCCUAUAUGAAGAUCCUGGAGAGCUCACAGACUUUGCUGACCGUCCUGAAGCGGGAAGCUGGAACCCUGAAUCAGGUCAACGACAACAGCUGAGUAGCAGUCCUGGUCUUCUGCAGUCGGCUUCAAUCACAACAGUGAGAAAUGUGUCAUUGGAUGCCUCAUAAAAGAUAACUCUUGUAUAGUUUCAAAUUACGCCUUUAUCAGGGAUUCAGGAUUACUUAAACACUUGAAUUUGUAGUUCUGCUUUAUAAUAAAGUAUACAGAUAUGAGAA